Molecule: messenger RNA, 987 nt
Organism: Colletotrichum truncatum
Lineage: Eukaryota; Fungi; Ascomycota; Sordariomycetes; Glomerellales; Glomerellaceae
Molecular function (GO): oxidoreductase activity
Source: RefSeq, a predicted model, not a curated record
AUGACUACGAGCAACCCUACUUACGGUAUCUUCACAUUCGUGGAGCCCGACCUCUCCAUUCCAGCCCAUGAUCGUCCUAUGUUUGCUGCUCCAGAAACCAAGAAUAUUGUCGAAGAGAAGCUGGUUUUGCACGAUUUUCGUACUGCAACAGAUAUUGUCCGUGGUGCGAAAGGACUGGACGAGCAAGGAUUUACUUUCAUUAACCACAAGUCGUCUCUGUCCACCGAAAGCCUCUUGAACGGGACCAACAUUGAGGAUGUGGAGGACACGUAUGCCCAGGAGGCUCUCAACCUUAUGAUUGAACUUACCGGCGCUAAGCGAGGUAUCGUUCACAACGUCGUCUUCCGACGCAGACUCUCGCCAGGCGAGCCAGACCUAUCCAGCCUAUUUCCCAAGGGACCAAAUGGCAAGGCGGAAACGCCCAGCAAGAGAAUCCUAGUUCCUGCUCCACAAGGUCCGGCGCGUCAGAUGCACAUCGACCUUUCUGUGGAAGGACUCGAGCAGACCCUCCGCUACUGCCGACGGGACAUUGCAAAGUUUGCGUCCAACGUGUUGGAAGCACAGGAUCGUCUAGCAGCGGGUGAGGAGAACGUUAGAGUUCCCCGUUUCGCCGCCUACAGUGUCUGGCGCGCUCUCAGAACGGUGAAGCGUGAUCCCAUUGCCGUCUGCGAUUGGCGCAGUCUCGACAAGCAAUCCGAUCUCGUCCACACGGAGAAUCGCAAGCCUAGCGAGAUCAACUCUUGCGGCUACUACAUUGGCGGGGCCAUGGGCGGUCUACCGCCGAAGAAUCCCCAGGCGCAGCGAUGGUACUGGAUACCAAAUCAGACCCCAGAAGAGGUGACUAUCAUCAAGUUUGCCGACUCAGAAUCCCGGUUGAACCCAGCUGUGGCGGCAGGCUGCUUGCAUGGAUCGCCCGAGGUGCCUGGUACCGAGGAUGAGGAGCCGCGGUGCAGCGUCGAGACGCGCGUGUACCUUUUCUGGGAGUAG